AUGUUCUCGACUAGAGACGCCAGCCAGCGUUCAGUUCAGAGCGACGUCACAUCGCCAGCCAGAAGACCUCCCCCACCUGCUCCGAGCUCAGCAUCAAGCACCGCUGGAUCUGGAACGACCACUCCUCCGAAGCCUCAGCCGCCUUCGCGCAAACCGUCUACUACAGACAAGGCCCCUGAAAAGACGCCUGCACCAUCUGUCAAGGGUCAGAAGUCCGCCAACGGCACGGGGUACUACUCGCAGCGCUUCGUCGUCAAUAUGGAGGUCCAGGGCGGUCACGAGCACCAUUUGAAGUCGAGUAGGAGGCAAGAGAAAUUGACCGACAUGUUCAAAGGCCUAUUGGGCAAGAAGGCAGAGCAGGUACCAGAGCACGAUCUGUCCUUGGUCUCAAGUUGGGUCGAUACUCUCAAGCAAGAGAAGGACUCGUUAGCAGGGGACAAGAAGAAUGGACCCGCUGUUACGGCUACCCUGGUCGAGAAGUACGGCAAAUGUCAAGAAGUUGUGGGACGCGGCGCCUUUGGAAUUGUGAGGAUAUCGCACAAAAAGCUAGACGGUGCAGGCGGCGAGAAACUGUUUGCCGUCAAGGAAUUUCGACGCCGACCAGAGGAGACCGAAAAGAAGUACAGCAAGCGUCUGACUGCUGAAUUCUGCAUCUCAUCCUCCCUUCGCCACCCGAAUGUUAUUCAUACCCUCGACCUUCUUAAAGAUGCGAAAGGCGACUACUGCGAGGUCAUGGAGUUCUGCGCCGGCGGUGAUUUGUACACCCUGGUCCUUGCUGCUGGCAAGUUGGAGGUGCAGGAGGCAGAUUGCUUUUUCAAGCAGAUGAUGCGCGGUGUGGAGUAUAUGCAUGAGAUGGGAGUGGCCCACCGUGACCUAAAGCCAGAGAAUCUUCUUUUGACUACUCACGGUGGUCUCAAGAUUACCGACUUUGGCAAUGGUGAAUGCUUCCGCAUGGCAUGGGAAAAUGACGCACACAUGGUCUCUGGCCUUUGUGGAUCUGCUCCCUACAUUGCUCCCGAGGAGUAUGUUGACAAAGAGUUUGAUGCCCGAGCUGUUGAUGUCUGGGCUUGCGGUGUUAUUUACAUGGCAAUGAGGACUGGACGGCAUCUAUGGCGAGUGGCAAGAAAGGACGAAGACGAAUUCUACGCCCGCUAUCUGGAGGGCCGGAGAGACGAAGAAGGAUACGGACCCAUCGAGUCCUUGCAUAGGGUGAGCUCGACCCAAAUCCCGUGCUAUCUGAUUCGUGAUGCUAACAUGACCAAGGCACGAUGCCGCAAUGUGAUCUACUCAAUAUUAGAUCCUAAUCCCACCCGCAGGAUCACUGCAUCCCAAGUCCUCAAGUCAGAAUGGGGCAGGGAAAUAAAACUUUGCAAGGCUGGGGAAGAGGGCCUCUAA
Phaeoacremonium minimum UCRPA7 is the source of this 1395-nucleotide messenger RNA. RefSeq names its product putative serine threonine-protein kinase hal4 protein. Lineage: Eukaryota; Fungi; Ascomycota; Sordariomycetes; Togniniales; Togniniaceae. Gene Ontology annotation, molecular function: protein serine/threonine kinase activity; ATP binding. The transcript has a single exon. The record is from RefSeq and is a predicted model, not a curated record. Gene Ontology annotation, biological process: intracellular signal transduction; protein phosphorylation; intracellular monoatomic cation homeostasis. Bases 1 to 1395 code for a protein of 464 amino acids.